Ceratina calcarata is the source of this 4179-nucleotide messenger RNA. RefSeq lists its product as uncharacterized. NCBI's taxonomy places the organism in Eukaryota, Metazoa, Arthropoda, Insecta, Hymenoptera, Apidae. Gene Ontology annotation, biological process: regulation of cilium assembly. The record is from RefSeq and is a predicted model, not a curated record. Gene Ontology annotation, cellular component: centrosome. The coding region runs from base 398 to 4126 and encodes 1242 amino acids. The transcript has 20 exons.
AUUAUAAUAUGUAAACUGUAAACUCUAAUUUUUACAAGAUUGAGAUGUUAAAAUGAAUGUGCAGCAUUAUAAUUAUUGCAAUUCGAUGUCUUGAAUACAGCUGAUGCGCUCAAAUAUGAAAUCGCAUAAAUAUAAAAAAAAAGACGCGUGUCUUACAUUCUUACUUGAAGAUGAAUUGAAGGUUCUCCCUUUCUCUACUGAUAAAAAUUGCCCCCAAAAAAAAGAUAAUUUCGAAGAAAAUCGAGAAAUCGUUCAACGCAAUUUUGAUAGUAAUACCGUUUCUUCAGUAAUUAAAGAAGAUAAAAGGAUUGUCCUUUAAUUGCGCGCACUAUCUGCUAUCGGCCGUAGCGUAAAACCUUUCCGAGUGAAGCAACGGUGUUCUAUCGAAGGUAAAAUAAUGAAGAAGCGGAGACCGUGUGCGUGGAAUCCAACUCGUUCCCCAAGAAGUUCACCAACACCUCUAAAUGCUCACGAAAUUGAUGGGUUAUCCAACAAAACUAAAAGCUUUCAUGAUUUAAAACGUUUAAAAAGGAGUAGCAUAAAAUUACAAAAGAAGAGUGCAGAAAAUAGGGAGACCUCUUUGAAAAGAGAUGCGUUCGGCUCGUUAGAAUCUUUGUUCGAUCUAAAAAAACCUCUAAAUUUACCGGAUGUAUACUCGUUAGCGAUCGAGUACCAUCAAGAAGGGUAUGCAGUUCCGUUUGAAUCGAAAAAUACGAAAAAUUUUGUAGAAUCAUUAUUUUCGCAACAAGUGGAACUUGAACCGCACAUUCUUGAACGGACUUUGAAUGUUGAAGAUUUUAAGAAAGAUAAGACAGAGGAAAUUAAACAAGAGGAAAUUGAAUACAUACAAUUAGAACAGGAGGAAAGCAAACAGGAUAUAGUUAAAAAAGAAGAAAUUAAAGAGGAGGAAGUCCAGCAGCCGAGAAUUGAACAAGAAUUUGAUCAAAGAAUAGACGAAUCAAAUCUUGAAACAACAACAUUGCAAAAUUUCGAAAGUUUAAAUCAGGAAAACGAAGAACCACAAAAAAUGGCUGACACAAAUGAAGACGAAAUCACAGAACAAGAAGUUAUUGAAGAAGAUAUACUUGAAGAGAUUGUAACUGAAGAACGCGUGGAAGAAAUAGUAGUGGAAACGAGAACUGAGGAGUUGUACGAAAAUGAACGACCUCCAACAUAUCCUCUUCCUCCAGGUGUCGGUGAAGGUGUACCGAUUAAACCUGGUGGUCGAAAUGAAUCGAUAUUGAGCUCUUCACCUUUAACUGAUAGCAGUGUAAUGUUGGAAAUGAAAACCGCGGACGAACGAUGUGUCGUGCUUUCGAAAGAGAUUGAGCAGUUAAAACAAGAAAUAGCUGCUCUUACAAACAAAAAGGAUUUAACGGAUGAAGAUACAUUAAUAAUUCAAGAAAAGCAGGACGAAGUAAUGAAGAAAUUAGCGGAGUUUGAACAAAUAACGAGGAAAUUACAGCGACUAUUGGGUUUGUCUGAUUUCUCAAGCACCACCUUCGCUAAGAUGUUCGAUAUGCAACCAUUCAAAAAACCUGAAGCAAUUAUUACCGAGGAAGAAGAAGAAAUUACGACUAAAGAAAGAAAAGCAAUGCUAGGAGUGGAGGAUGAGAAAGAACUAGAAUUGGAAAUGCUUAAAGAACGUUUCGAUUUGCCUCAAAUAGAAUAUCCUGAAGACAAGUAUGUUACGAUUAUAUUAAUUUCCCUUUCGAUACUUAAGACUCAUGUUCUUUUUAUAAUUAGGCUUCCGAGAGUAAUCGUUUGCGGAUAUACAGAAGACGAUAUUCCAAAGAUCGUUGUAGCAGAUAGUCAAAAAAAGGGAAAAGACAGAUGUCUUCAAAGUUUGACCGGGAAAUUAACGGAAUCGUUGACCAUGCAAGAGAAACUGGUAUUCGAAAAUGCACAACUUGAAGGUGGCAAAUAUAAAUUAGAAGAGGCGUUACUAGAAAAGGAUUCCGCAGUUGAAAAUCUUCAGAGGAAGGUAUGCGGGCUACAGGCUGAAAUGAGAAUAGUCGUGAAGGAAAAUGUGGAAUUGACACGUCAAUUAGCUUGCUUGAAUCAACGAAUCGUUUGUCCUACUAGUCCUUGUUGUUACCCGUGCCCAGGUGGAAUUUCGUCCGAAGUAUCAAGCCCUUCUCCCUUACGUUCCUUUUCAUUCACUACUACCUUGCAGCAAGACGACGAUUAUUGUCGGUGCAAGUGUUGUCUUCAACCUCAGUUCGCUGAUACUUUAUCACCGAUUGGGAAUACUGUAUGCGUGAGAAGUGGGAGUCAAACAUACGUAGCUAGUGGAGAUUCACCAAGACUUGCGGGUGGUGCAUCAGUAACAGGUGCUUGUAUCACGAGCAGUGCAUCUUCGCAAAUCGAUGAAAUGUGUUGCAGAAGUCCAGCUACAGUUAAAACGCAAUGUCCAGGACAACCGCAACCAUGUCCGCCUCCGCCUCUGCCUCCGCGAGGAGCAUGUCCUGCGGAAAUGGAAAAUAAACUUGCAGCUUAUGGAACCACUACCAAACAGCUAGAACAACAAUUGGGAAGUAUGGAAUGCGAAGUACGCAACAUGCAGAUAGAACUUGCUAACGUUCAACGGGAACGUCAACAAUUAGAACAACAGCGUAAACUGCUUAAAUGCACUGGCCCUUGUGCACCUUGCGGUUGUUGUCCAGCUCCAACUAUGAGUAUGCCAAAUGCUGGCUCGCCGCCUUAUGUACCUCCACCUCCAGUUAUACAACCACCUUCUGUACCUAUGCCUAAGCCACAGAUGCCACCGGCUCCUACUUCAACCUGUACUGGUCCUUGCAUAAAUGCUCCUAUGGGCGCUAGCACGUGUCCUCAGCAACAGUUACGUGACCUGCGUGAGCAAUAUGCACGCCUACAAGAUGAUUACAAAAACAAAUUAUGCGAGGUUUCGUGUUUAAGAACAGAUGCUGAUAAGUUGAAACAGCAAACUCGUGAUACUAUCGAGGAAAAAGAAAAAUUAGAAAUUAAAUUGGUAGACGCUCAGGAACGUUUGAAGGCAAUGGAAGCUGAAAAAGAUAAAUACGAAGGUUUUAAGGAACAAAUGGUCGAGCAAGAACAAACUUUGAUCGUCUUCAAGCAACGUUUUCGUGAAGCGCAGGAUGAACUGGAAGAAUUGCGUUCCCUCAUUCAGGAUCAAGCUGGUCAAUUAGAGGAUUAUCGCAAUAAAUAUCUUCAGGCGCAGCAACAAGUGGAAGAGCAACGUCGGCAACUUGACCUAAUGGAGAUGGAUAACGCGCGAAUGAAUGAAAAUGUGACGUUAGAAAUAGGAAGAGUCAAGAAUCAGUUCCAAGAAAAGCUUGCCGAACUUGCACCCUUGCCGGAUAUCUUGAAGCAGACACAGGUGAAGCUUCAGGAAGCGCAACAACUACGUAUAGUCGCCGAACGAAACUGCGAGGAUCUCUCGCGAGAGCUUAUAGGGUGCAAAGAUAAAAUGCAAACUUUGCAAAAUCAGUUAGACGUUUUGCGUCAAGAGCAUCAAGCACUUCAGGAGGAAAGAGGUCAUGGUUCUGGACGAUUUGAGGAAUUGGAAAGAAAGAAUACUGAAUUGCGACACGAAAACGAACGCAUGAAGAAUACUCUUGCAAGAUUUGAAGAGCACGAAGCGCAGCUGCAGAAACGUAUAGAUGAAAAAAUGCACGAAGUUACUCAGCUAACGGCGAUGCUCGAACAAGUUCGAGAAGAUUCUGCGAGGCAAGUAGCAAGAACGAAAGAGAGAUGUGAAACUGUAAGAAGAUCGAUGCAAGGCCAGAUUGCAGAAAUGGAAAGGCAAUUAGCUCAAUGUAGAGCUACAGCAAGAGCUGCGCAGAAGGAUAGAGAUGAAGUAAAAUGUUUUACUGAUGAAAACGAAAUUGUACCUAUUCGAAUAUUGACUGCAAUUCAUUUUUCGUCUUAUCAUUUACAGAUUAGGCAGAAGAUGCAGGGUCAAAUAAAUAAUUUGAACGAGGCGUUUGAGCAGGCUCAAGGUCGAAUAAGAUCGUUGCAGGGGCACGUAAAUUAUCUGAAGACAUCGUACAGCAAUAUUUUUAAAGGACAAGGAGAGGUACCACCGGGCGUUUUACCUGGUGAAGCCGGAACAGGCUUUGAUUCUUGCGACUGCAACUAUUAAUAAGAAAUUAAUUGUUUGUAAACUUUAUUAAUACCGAAUUGAAAUUUUAAUGC